UGCUGUCGUUCGCUAGGGGUACUGGAGUGUAAGUUCAGGCGGGUGCUGCAUGGAAUAUUGCCGAGUUACAGGCAUUUUGUGGACCUGGGCGAAGUAACUACGGGCUGUGGAGUCCCAAGGCUUGCAGCCAACAGCUGAAGUUACUGAUCGUUGAAGUAAACAGGAGGCGGCGAGCCGUCAAGAAGGCACAAAGAAGUUCCAUUCCGUGUGGUGCCGCUGCUGCACAGCUGCGUUGGUGGGAAUUUAUUAACGUGGCCAUGGAAUUUCCUGAUCUGGGAAAGCACUGCUCCCAAAGCUCGUGCAGGCAGAUUGAUUUUUUGCCUGUGAAAUGUGAUGCAUGCCAGAACAUUUUCUGCAAAGACCACUUCACUUAUAGCCAGCACCAGUGCCCCUCUGCAUACAAGAAAAAUGUUCAGGUGCCUGUGUGCCCGCUGUGCAGUGCUCCUGUUCCAAUUGCAAGAGGUGCUCUGCCUGAUGCUGCUGUGAGCCUUCACAUUGACAAUGACUGUGCCAGUGAUCCAGCUGUGAAGAAGAGGAAGAUCUACACCAACAGAUGCAGCAAAAAGGGCUGCAAAGUGAAGGAGCUGGUGAAGGUCACAUGCGAUAGCUGCAUGUUGAACUUCUGCCUCAGCCACAGACAUGCCCAGGAUCAUGAUUGCAAGGGUGCAGGUGGACGCCCAACAGUCUCAAGGUCUGGCCUGGCUGCGAUGCAGAGAUUGCAAGGGGCGAAGCCAAGUGGCAGCAAUGCUGCAUCAAGACCAGUGCACCAAUGGAGUCGAAAUGCAGGCCGUCCUCCUGUCCACACUGCAGCUGCUCUUCAGGGAAAUGUUUCUGAGGAUGAAGCUUUGGCCAGGGCAUUGCAGGCAUCAUUAUCACAGUCCAAUGUUAUGUCUCAAGAGGAUAUAGACCGUCAGAUUGCUGAAGCGCUGGCUGCAUCUGAUGAUGCACAGCAUCACACACCCAGAAAUCAAAGGACUGCUGGCAGUUGUUCUCUUUCAUAGCAUCACAUGUGUUGUGGAUGACCAUGUGUGGGUAGCAAUGAAAUGAGGAUAUUUUUAUAUUAGUUGCCAUCCAUUUAUCUUGCUGAUAUGCUUCAUUUAUUUGUGGCCAUUGUAACGUCAUUACUCCCCCGUGGAGCCUACUACUGUUUCAGAAGUACCUAUGAACUGGCAUGCAUAGCUGGGUUUAACUGUUUUGAUCAGUAAGAAAUUAAGGCUCAGGGCUUGUGCUUAAAAUAUGGUGGCACCCAUGGUUGUUAAGGGUUAUAGGUUUUAAUAUGCAGCCUGUUUUGAGAAUCACUGAUGACAAAUAUAAUGAUGAUUGGA
Messenger RNA from Pollicipes pollicipes, 1325 nucleotides. Its product is annotated as AN1-type zinc finger protein 2A. Gene Ontology annotation, cellular component: endoplasmic reticulum; cytoplasm. The transcript has a single exon. Lineage: Eukaryota; Metazoa; Arthropoda; Thecostraca; Pollicipedomorpha; Pollicipedidae. Gene Ontology annotation, biological process: proteasome-mediated ubiquitin-dependent protein catabolic process; protein targeting to ER. The record is from RefSeq and is a predicted model, not a curated record. Gene Ontology annotation, molecular function: zinc ion binding. The coding region runs from base 258 to 1001 and encodes 247 amino acids.